AUGACUUUGCCGAGUCCAGAUCUACAGAGUGAAGAUCAGGAUAAAUGCGCCAAAUGUGAUGUCCAUGCACACUGUGAAAAUGGAAAAUGCGUCUGUGAUGGUGGUUAUUAUGGGGAAGGAAUUCGAGGAGAAUGUUUCCGUGUUGGAGCGUCCAAUCCGCGAUUCUGUGUUCCUAAUCCGUGUAAACAUGGUGGAUCGUGUUUCGAAGAGCCUAAUGGUCAUCGGUGCCUCUGCGCUUCUGGUUACGAAGGAGAAAACUGUGAGCUCUCCGUCGGUAAGUCUGUACAAUCAUCUCGAUACUUGCUUCACACAUCGGCUCUUUAUUUUUUCAAACUUCUUACUGUCCAGAACUACACAGAUUCUAACCAGCGAAAAUUAAGGAAUCACCUUAAUAAUCAUAUAGAUGAAAUACGUUUUCCAUUUACUGAUCAAUCUCAUCUAGCUACACGACAAAAAUGUGAUUUCAAAUGUGAUUUUUUUUUCUUUUUUUCCUCAGAGGAUAAAUGCGCCAAAUGUGAUGUCCAUGCACACUGUGAAAAUGGAAAAUGCGUCUGUGAUGGAGGUUAUUAUGGGGAAGGAAUUCGAGGAGAAUGUUUCCGUGUUGGAGCGUCCAAUCCGCGAUUCUGUGUUCCUAAUCCGUGUAAACAUGGUGGAUCGUGUUUCGAAGAGCCUAAUGGUCAUCGGUGCCUCUGCGCUUCUGGUUACGAAGGAGAAAACUGUGAGCUCUCCGUCGGAGCAGCUCCGCCUUCACAUAAAACACCAGACCCUUGCGCAGGUGCGCCGUGUAAGAAUGGAGGGAGCUGCGUUCCAAAAGGAACCAAAUUCCAGUGUCUGUGCUCCAAAGGAUUCCAAGGACCGACAUGCGAGGCAGCAGCGAAGUCAUACUGCCAUCCUAACCCAUGUUUGCAUGGCGGAAAAUGUAUCGACGGCAAAAAUGGUUACACUUGUUCAUGCAUCGGUUCUUACAGGGGAUUUAACUGUGAAGUGGAUGACUGUGACCAGUGCGAUAUACACGCCAUAUGUGUACAAGGAGCGUGUAGAUGUAGAGUUGGCUACAAAGGCGAUGGUUUCGAGUGCGAAAAGGUGAAACGAUGCCAUCACUGCAGUCCCAAUGCAACCUGCAUAAGUAAUGAAUGUGUCUGCAAGCCAGGAUUUAUUGGCAACGGAAAGCAAUGCCGUGUGGAUAACUGUCAAGGGUGCCCACCUCAUUCGCACUGUCACCAAGGAAUCUGCAUUUGUAUAUCAGGAUUCACUUUUAACGGCCACCGUUGUGUUGCGGUUUCGCCGAAACCAACAGCGUCACAUUGCCCUGCGGAAUGUGGUCCAGCCUCAAAGUGUCCAUUAAUUUGCCCAAGCCAUUGCUGUAAACCUCCUGAACAUCACGUGGUGGGAAACUGCCCAGAUAUUUGCCACCUAAGUUGUGAACCGGCUUGUCCUGAACAUUGCUGCGAGCAACUCCAUUAUCUUGUUCCGUCAUCAUCACCUCCGACCUGUCCGUCUGAAUGUCACACAAGCUGUCACCAAUCAUGUCCAAUACAUUGUUGCAAAGCUCCCAAACCAUCCGCAAACGCUUGUCCAAGUUACUGCCAAACCAGCUGUGCUCCAUCUUGUCCCAGUCAGUGUUGUACAGCAAAGUUUCUUCCCACGGUGGAACCUACACAGGCUUCAUGCAGCUCAGUCUGCAAGACAAACUGUCUUCCUACUUGCCCAAAGUAUUGCUGUAAUUUAAAAAUCGUUGCACUAUCCACAUGUCCAGGUAAAUGCAAAGGAGUAUGCGGUCCGCCUUGUCCUAUGCAGUGCUGUUCAUCGCUGCCAAUAUCCACACAGCAUCCAAUAUUACCAAAACAAUCUUGCCCAUCCACAUGUAAAGCGAAUUGCCUUCCCUCCUGUCCCUCGUAUUGCUGCAAGAUAUCACAGGCGUCUUUAACUGGCUGUCCUAGUACUUGUAUCAUUAGUUGUGUUCCCACUUGUCCACAACAUUGUUGUGGGCUGCCGUAUCUUCCCAGAUCGUCAGCAUCGCCAUCAGACGUUUGCCCGUCGCAGUGCGCAUAUCACUGUGACAGUUUGUGUCCAUCACAUUGCUGUUCCAGUAAACCAGAACAGCCACCAAUGCAGAUGACAACUGGUAGUGCAGUAGUUUUCCAAGAAACGAACCCAACAACGCCGUCUUCUCUAGUUAAACCAUGCCCAACUUAUUGCUCGUCCUUUUGCACUCCAACCUGCCCAUCAUACUGCUGCAAGCGAAAUGAAUUAUCUCCGUAUUUAGUCAAAUUACCAGAAGAAACGGUUUCGCCAUUUGGAAGGUCUUUGACUGAUCACAAUGAAGAAUAUAAGGAGAAAAUGAUCCACCAUAUUUCUGAAUUGCUCUCUAGUCCUUUAACAAAUUGCCAGCUGUCUUGCUUCUCGCAUUGCUCAGACUCCUGUCCUAAAACAUGUUGUGAUGUUAGGAAGAAAAGGAAAAUGUACGUCUUUAAGCGCAAAAAGAAAACGCGUAUCACCAGGCCUCAAACAAACGAGUAGCGUAAAAAUAGGAAGAUCGUCCCAAGGAGACCUUCUAAAGUAGCGUUCUGGAGUGCCACAAUUGUAUAUACUUUUUGACACAGUAUAGCUUCGCAACGACCCCGUUUACUUAAACCUUAAAUAGCUUUAGCAGAUGUUAAGGCAAUGUUGGUUUACUUAAGGUUUUUGGUGUAUUGAAGAGGCUGAAUUACCAAUGCUUGUUGACUUGAAAAUUCCCAUAAAGAGGCUGCAGGGUGAAAUUCAACCUAAGCCUUCUGGCUGCUACUUUUUUUAGACUUUCAUAACCUUCACACGCCUAGUUCAAUGGUGUGAACUACAGUCAUAAGAUGCUGUCUGACAUUCUUUUAAAAAGGCAGUACAACAAUUAAUUUCUCAUGAACAAUGCAGUUGUAAACAAGUUUCACGAAAAGUGCUUUGCUUAAACAUGAAUACUGAGAUCUUGUUUUGGUGCUAAUGUGAAAGCAGUAUAUUUUUGAAAGUA
Orbicella faveolata is the source of this 3001-nucleotide messenger RNA. RefSeq lists its product as uncharacterized. Gene Ontology annotation, molecular function: calcium ion binding. The record is from RefSeq and is a predicted model, not a curated record. NCBI's taxonomy places the organism in Eukaryota, Metazoa, Cnidaria, Anthozoa, Scleractinia, Merulinidae.